Messenger RNA from Bursaphelenchus xylophilus (pine wood nematode), 1842 nucleotides. The record is from the annotation of a GenBank genome assembly. NCBI's taxonomy places the organism in Eukaryota, Metazoa, Nematoda, Chromadorea, Rhabditida, Aphelenchoididae.
AUGGUGAAAAGCCGGAGGAUUCGCUCUCGGCUCAACACAAAUGCCUCUAACACCUCCACGAAGGUUGAGAGUAUAAAGGAAGUCUUAACAUCGAAUGGGAUAGGUCAUUGUGAAGACCAAGAUCAUGGAUCUGUGGCCUCAUACAAUUCGGAAACGGUAAGUAGUCUUACGCUUUCUAUUUUCUCUGUAGGGUGAUAUCGAAUGCCAUCCUGGGAGUACAGAGCAGCUGGUAUAUCCACAGUUAAUUCGGCAGCUGAUUAUUGGAAGAUUGCUGCUCUUUGCUAUUCAGUGCAUUGCUGGCGUGUUUCCAGAUGCUCCGACUGAUGCUUUCAAGGGAGUUGAGGCUGAAGGUACGAGUGUUUUAUUAUUUUAAUUAUCUUGUUCUUUAGAUUUUGCCAAGAGCCGGGUGCUUCGACCUCUUUUAGGAGGGUUAACAAGAUGGGAUGCAAGACAUUUCCUUCAUAUCGCCGAACAUGGAUACACAUGGGAGAGCACACUGGCGUUCUUCCCUUUGUUUCCGAUGUGCUUGAGGGUUAUUGGAGGGGUUUUGAAGGUUCUUCUACCUUCUUUUAGUUUGUAUAGUUGCAUGAUUAUUGGGGGAGUCCUGGUGAACAAUGUGAGUUAUCGCUUCCAAACUUAGUAUUGCGGUUUUAGGCAAUUUUUAUAAUCAACGGGCUGCUGCUAUAUUCAUUGUGCCUAAAACUCACCAAAUCUGAGAAGGAAUCCAUUUUGGCCAUCUUCGUCUACAGUGUGAACCCAGCAUCAAUAUUUUUCUCCGCUGUCUACACUGAGACCUUGUACAUGAUGUUCACUUUGCUCGGAUUGACUUGUAUCUAUGAUGAGAAGAAAUCUCCAGAUGGGUUCUUAUUCAAAUUCCUCGCUUCUUCUUGUUGCUUUUCUUUGGCCUUUUUUACACGCUCCAACGGAUGGCUCAACUUUGGUUAUAUCGGUUAUGCGGCAAUGAUUGAUGUUCUAACUCACAAUGGAAGCAGAUGGGAGAGAAAGAGUAACAUCUUGGUAAAGGUGAAUGCUUAAAACUUUUUUUUUCAUUAACUUUUAGGCGAUGAAAUACGGUCCUUUGUUGUUGAUAUGUCUAUUGUUGAUCGUCCUGCCACUUCGAUCCUUCUCAACAACACAAGAAGAACGAUAUUGCCGAUCCACGACAAUAUUCUCUUUCGAUCAGUCAGAUCCUCCAUUCCAUGAUGAGUACACUAAUCGAAUCUUGCCUGGAGACGUGCCGAAUUUAAAGUGGUGCACCAAAAGAAGUGAAUUCUCUCUACUACCUGUGUAUUAUCCAUCAAUUCAAAAACAUUAUUGGGAUGUUGGACUUUUCCAGUACUGGCAACUCAAGAAGAUUCCGUUAUUCAUUUUAGCAGCUCCGACCUUGAUUGUUCUCCUUUAUGGAGUUAUGGAUAUUGUACUGGAUAUCACUCUUGAUUCAAGAAGUGGGGCCGUGAUCAUCAGUGAGACGACCUAUUUGAUACCAUUUGCAAUUCAUUCCACUCUGCUUGGUAUUGGUGCUCUGUUCUUCUAUAACGUUGAGGUAGGAUAUUCGUUUCGUGUUUUUAGCGUAUGUAUGGCCUAGUCUACUAUUAAACGUUGCAGGUUGUCACCAGAAUCCUGUUCUCAUCAUCUCCCUUUAUGUAUAUAACGAUUGCCCGGAUCAUGUCCGAGCAUUGUCCACGCAUCAAAUGCCCUGAGGAUCUUCUGGAACCCCCGGUACUACCGUUCUUCGCUAACUAUUUCUUUGUUCGAACGGCAAGCAAAUUGUUGACAAUCUACUUGCUCGGCUACUGCUUCAUCGGCACCAUCGCCUUUGUUAAAUGGCUCCCAUUUGUCUAG